GGGGUGGGACGACCCAGACUUAGACAGACCGAGUCAGUGUGCUAGGUCGGCGCUCGAGGCCAGCCCGCAGGAGCAGCUCGGAGAUGCGGGCCGCAAGAAUAGCCCCGGGCGUGGGGCGGCAGCUGCUCAGCUUACGACCCAGCGCACUCUUGGGGCAGCCUGGGGCCGGCCCUGCGCAGCGACCCUAUGCCAAUGGGGCCGCUCAGGCGGUUCUGGACAAACCCGAGGCCGGAGUCUCCACCGAUGCUUCCGCCGGGGAGAAGCCGGCGAAGGCGGAAUCCAAGUCCUUUGCUGUGGGUAUGUUUAAAGGCCAGCUCACCACCGAUCAGGUGUUUCCAUACCCGGCCGUGCUCAACGAGGAGCAGACACAGUUUCUCAAAGAGUUGGUGGGGCCCGUGACCCGCUUCUUCGAGGAGGUGAAUGAUCCUGCCAAGAAUGACAUGAUGGAGAAGGUGGAGGAGAACACUAUGCAGGGCCUCAAGGAUCUGGGCGCCUUUGGUCUUCAAGUGCCCAGUGAACUGGGCGGUGUAGGCCUUUGCAACACCCAGUACGCCCGCCUGGUGGAGAUAGUGGGAAUGCACGACCUUGGUGUGGGCAUCACCCUGGGGGCCCAUCAGAGCAUCGGUUUCAAAGGCAUCCUGCUCUUUGGCACAAAGGCCCAGAAAGAAAAAUACCUCCCCAAAUUGGCAUCUGGGGAGAUUCUGGCUGCUUUUUGUCUAACUGAGCCUGCCAGUGGGUCGGAUGCAGCCUCAAUUCGAACCUCGGCUGUGCCCAGCCCCUGUGGAAAAUACUAUACGCUCAAUGGAAGCAAGAUUUGGAUCAGUAACGGUGGCCUGGCAGAAAUCUUCACAGUCUUUGCCAAGACACCAGUUACUGAUGCCAGUGGAGCUGUGAAGGAGAAGAUAACGGCUUUUGUGGUGGAGAGGAGCUUUGGAGGUGUUACCCAUGGGGCCCCUGAGAAGAAGAUGGGCAUCAAGGCCUCCAACACAGCCGAGGUGUAUUUUGAUGGAGUACGGGUGCCGGCAGAAAAUGUGCUGGGCGAGGUGGGGAGCGGCUUCAAGGUUGCCAUGCACAUUCUCAACAAUGGAAGGUUCGGAAUGGCAGCAGCCCUAGCGGGCACCAUGAAGGGCAUCAUCGCUAAGGCGGUGGAUCAUGCUGCAAAUCGUACCCAGUUUGGGGAGAAAAUUCACAACUUCGGGCUGAUUCAGGAAAAGCUGGCCCGGAUGGCUAUGCUGCAAUAUGUGACUGAGUCCAUGGCUUACAUGGUGAGUGCCAACAUGGACCAAGGAUCCACAGACUUCCAGAUCGAGGCAGCCAUCAGCAAAAUCUUUGGCUCGGAGGCAGCCUGGAAGGUGACAGAUGAGUGCAUUCAAAUCAUGGGGGGCAUGGGCUUCAUGAAGGAGCCCGGGGUAGAGCGAGUGCUCAGAGAUCUUCGUAUUUUCCGGAUUUUUGAGGGGACAAAUGACAUUCUUCGGCUGUUUGUGGCUCUGCAGGGCUGUAUGGACAAAGGAAAGGAACUCUCUGGGAUUGGCAGUGCACUUAAGAAUCCUUUUGGGAAUGCCGGCCUCCUGCUGGGAGAGGCAGGCAAACAGCUGAGAAGGCGGGCAGGGCUGGGCAGUGGCCUGAGUCUCAGUGGAGUUGUCCACAAGGACUUGAGUCGAAGUGGUGAGCUGGCAGUUCAGGCUUUGGAGCAGUUUGCUACCGUGGUAGAGGCCAAGCUGAUAAAACACAAAAAAGGGAUUGUCAAUGAGCAGUUUCUGCUGCAGCGUCUGGCAGACAGUGCCAUCGACCUCUAUGCCAUGGUGGUGGUUCUUUCCAGGGCCUCGAGAUCUCUGAGUGAAGGCCACCCCACAGCCCAGCAUGAAAAAAUGCUGUGUGACAGCUGGUGUAUUGAGGCAGCCGCCCGCAUCCGGGAGAACAUGGCCGCGCUGCAGUCAGAUCCUCAGCAGCAGGAGCUCUUCCGGAACUUUAAAAGCAUCUCCAACGCCUUGGUGGAGCAGGGGGGUGUGGUCACCAACAACCCCCUUGGCUUCUGAAGGUUCCUAGCCAGUUCUUUCUCAGAAUGUGCCUUUACUCAAGCCAAAGCCAAGGCCUUUUUCCUGGGGGCCCAGCUUGUGCCUUGAAAAUUUCGGGGCCUGCCCCACAGGAAGUGCUGAUCACCACCUUACAAAUAAAGUUGCUAAUACAUCA
Molecule: messenger RNA, 2190 nt
Organism: Sorex fumeus (smoky shrew)
Lineage: Eukaryota; Metazoa; Chordata; Mammalia; Eulipotyphla; Soricidae
Gene: ACADVL
Product: acyl-CoA dehydrogenase very long chain
Exons: 20
Coding region: 84-2036 (650 amino acids)
Molecular function (GO): very-long-chain fatty acyl-CoA dehydrogenase activity; fatty-acyl-CoA binding; flavin adenine dinucleotide binding
Source: RefSeq, a predicted model, not a curated record